AUGAACAAAUUAUCCGAGCUCCCGAUGCCAGAGGUGGAUCACAGAAAGAUCCUCAUCUACCCCAGCUUCAGUGGUCAACCAACGGAUCGAGCUAUAUUGCGAUUGGUUCAAGAUUUUACAUUUGUUCACGACGUUCGCAAAAGAUGGGAUAUUGUCUUCGAGAUCCCUUUCAACAAGAGUCGACGCUGGAAUAUCGUCAUUGCAAGAGAGGCAGCCGAUAUUAUGGCUGAUGACGACGAGCUGAUCACGUUCCACGUCUUUCUAAAAGGUGCACCGGAAGACAUUGUCGAAAAAUGCGGCUAUAGUUUGGAAGAAUUGGUGCGAAAGCCAAUUGAUGACGAUUUUUUGUUGCGAUAUAAGGAGACUUACACACUUUUUGCGAGAAACGGCUUGAGCAGUAUUGGGCUGGCUCAUGGGACUUUUGACGCGUUGGCCGGGACGGAAUUUAGUCAGCAGCUAGGAAAUUUUGUACAAGAUGGACUAACCCUUGUCGGGAUCUGCGGACUUUCCGAUCCGCCAAGGCCCGAGACGAGGCGUCAAAUUGAGGCUAUGGCAAAUGCUAACAUAAAGCUUCAUCUGGUGACCGGGGAUCAUCCUACAGCGGCGGCUGCUGUGGCGGAAAUGGUUGGAAUGGGGCCACAGCAAGAAGUCUGCGUAGUGUCCGGUGAUAUCAUCGACUCACUGUCCGAUGCGGAAUGGGACGUACUAUUAGAACAAAAACAUGCCGUAUUCGCCAGAACGUCCCCGCAGCAAAAGAAAAAGAUUGUUGAAGAAGCCCUAGCCCGCGGGGAGUCCGUCUGUGCCACCGGGGAUGGCAUUUUGGACGCUCCUGCUUUGCGGGCAGCGAAUGUUGGGGUGGCUAUCAAUUCAUCUGGUGGUGCCUUCGCGAAAGAAACGGCCGACGUGCUCGUGCCGGAUGGAAAUUUGGGGAAUAUUCUGACGGGCAUUGAGCAAGGGCGAUUGUUAUAUGAGAAUUUGAAGAAAACGAUCGCAUAUACACUUGCCCACCUUCUCCCCGAGCUGGUCCCCGUUUUUAUGACUUUUGUAUUUGGCUGGCCGCUAGCGCUUGGCACCAUGCAGGUAUUAACCAUUGAUCUCCUCACCGAGCUACCUCCAUCGAUCUCGCUCAUCUAUGAGUGCGCGGAACGUGAUCUCAUGCGAAAGCUUCCACGACGACUUCACCACCACCUUGUUUCCCGUUCUCUUCUUUUCUAUGCUUACAUUAUUAUGGGCUCUUUGCUAACUACUGGCUGCUAUGCAGCUUAUAUCUUUGUUUUUUGGCAUCACGGUAUCGCGCCUUGGGAGCUGGGAGGUACCGUGCAUAAGCAUUGGUUUGCUGGCGGGGAGAAAAUUAUGACUGAAUCCGGUCUACUCUUUGAUGGUGUCAAUCAAGAAAAAAUUGCGCACCAAGCCGCUGCAGCCUAUCAAAUAACGUUAGUCGGGGCUCAGUUGAUCCACCUUCUAAAUUGCCGAACUCGUCGGCUGUCGAUCUUCAAGCAUUCCCCGCCACGAGUUCAAACCCUAUUUGCUGUGUUAAUUUCAUUGAUUAUGGUUGUUGCGUGUGUUUAUAUUCCAGGAAUCAACCAAAUCGUCGGUGUCGCCCCUCCGCCGGUGAUCGUUUGGGUGUUCCCGUUUGCAAUUGGGGUUUUGAUUACCGUAUUUAAUGAGAUCCGAAAAUACUACAUUCGCCAUAGUCCUGCAAACCCGAUUGUCCGCUUCUUCAAGUGG
This is a messenger RNA of Mesorhabditis spiculigera, 1728 nucleotides long. The record is from the annotation of a GenBank genome assembly. Lineage: Eukaryota; Metazoa; Nematoda; Chromadorea; Rhabditida; Rhabditidae.